Pygocentrus nattereri (red-bellied piranha) is the source of this 1266-nucleotide messenger RNA. Its product is annotated as growth/differentiation factor 7-like. The record is from RefSeq and is a predicted model, not a curated record. Gene Ontology annotation, biological process: BMP signaling pathway; SMAD protein signal transduction. The transcript has 2 exons. Bases 1 to 1266 code for a protein of 421 amino acids. Gene Ontology annotation, molecular function: growth factor activity; cytokine activity. Gene Ontology annotation, cellular component: extracellular region. NCBI's taxonomy places the organism in Eukaryota, Metazoa, Chordata, Actinopteri, Characiformes, Serrasalmidae.
AUGAAUCUCAGGAAGAGUGGCGCUCCCUUCUUCCUCUGCUUCGCCCUGUGCUUCGCGAGCGUUUGUGAGGCUGCGGCGCUCGAUGCGCGCCUCGCGCGAGAGCAGCCUCCACGGAACGGGACCUCCGUCCAUAUCCCAGCAUACAUGAUGGCCCUUUACAGGACUUUAUCGGAGCUGGACCGACGAGGGGCCAACGACAGCCUGGCCCGCUUCAGGAGACACGCCAACACGGUGACCAGCUUCAUAGAGCAGCGGCAAGAGGAGCCCUCGGUCGGGUCCCAUCAGCGCUAUAUCUUUGACCUCUCUGGCCUCUCCAGGAUGGAGGAGUUGGUGGAGGCAGAGCUGCGGGUUCUGCGGAGGCCUCCGCCUGACUUUGGGAAAUUACUGUCCCAGGGAGGAAGCCUGUACCGCCUCCUCCUCUACAGCUGCUCCCGUCUUAGCUCCUCAGACAGGCCUCUACUACUCACCUCACAGACCAUUGACAUUCUGGACACCUUCUCAGCCACAUGGGAUGUGUUUGACAUCCUUGCUAUUGUGAAGGCCAGUCGCAAAAAGCGCAGGACAGCUCGAGGAAGCAACUUUGUAUGUUUUAAUGUCGCUGUUGUUUGUGACUCAACAAAUGAAGCAGUGUACCCUCCAUUGCUGGGCCUAGGAGGGGAAGCCCAGGGGGGCCAAGAGAGGGCCUUGCUAGUGGCCUUUUCCCGCACCCGAAGGAAAGACAAUCUAUUCAGGGAGAUCUGUGAAAAGAUGAAGGCCGUUCAGAAUGGGAGCCCACCAGGGCCAACAUUUGAGGGUAGCAGCCGGCCCAGGAGGCGACGGAAGAGGAGGACGACUCUAGCGGGACGUUCCAGUGGAACAGGGGGUGGUGGUGGUGGGGCUGGAGGAGGUGCAGGCGGGGCAGGUGGUGGGACAAAAGGAGGAGGAGGUGGUGGUGGAGGUGGCAGGAGGAGGACCCGGUGUAGCCGAAAGCCGCUGCACGUCAACUUCAAGGAGCUGGGAUGGGAUGACUGGAUCAUUGCACCGCUGGACUAUGAGGCAUAUCACUGUGAGGGUGCCUGUGACUUUCCCCUGCGCUCGCACCUCGAGCCCACCAACCAUGCCAUCAUCCAGAUCCUCAUGAACUCCAUGGACCCGGAGUCGACGCCACCCAGUUGUUGCGUGCCCUCCAAACUCAGCCCCAUCAGCAUCCUCUAUAUUGACUCCGGCAACAAUGUGGUUUACAAGCAGUAUGAGGACAUGGUGGUGGAGCAUUGCAGCUGCAGGUAG